Ylistrum balloti is the source of this 5445-nucleotide messenger RNA. RefSeq names its product GTP-binding protein Rit1-like. Gene Ontology annotation, molecular function: GDP binding; calmodulin binding; GTPase activity. Gene Ontology annotation, biological process: Ras protein signal transduction. Gene Ontology annotation, cellular component: plasma membrane. The coding region runs from base 132 to 797 and encodes 221 amino acids. The transcript is spliced from 5 exons. The record is from RefSeq and is a predicted model, not a curated record. Lineage: Eukaryota; Metazoa; Mollusca; Bivalvia; Pectinida; Pectinidae.
ACCUUGUCAUAUAAGUUGUGGCUAAAAUCGGUGACGGUUUAUUUACAAUUGUUUGUCACACCUGAGAGGAAGAGUUUACAUUUAAAUAUCGAGAACGAUCUCGUGUCUGGAAAUGACAGAUUUGAUUUGAAAUGACGACAUCGGAAUCGAGUUCAGUUUCCAAAGCAAAUGGAGUUCGAGACUACAAAGUUGUCAUCUUGGGUGAUGGUGGAGUCGGAAAAAGUGCUCUGGUGAUCCAAUUUGUGUGUCACAGAUUUUUGGAAUACCAUGAUCCCACUAUAGAGGAUGCAUACCAGCAACAGGCAAGGAUUGAUGGAGAACCAGCCAAGCUUGACAUCCUGGACACAGCCGGUCAGCCGGAGUUCAAUGCUAUGAGGGAGCAAUAUAUGAGAAAAGGUGAGGGUUUCAUCAUCUGUUACUCAAUCACUGACCGUCGUAGCUUUGACGAGGUCCUCACCUACAAAAAGCUCAUCAACCGGGUACGAUGUAGAGAGGAUAUCCCCAUAGUAAUAGCUGGCAACAAAUGUGACUUGGAGGAAAAGAGAAAGGUGUCUGUUGAAGAGGGUUUAGCUUUGGCCAGACAGCUAGAAUGUCCAUUCUUUGAGACGUCAGCAGUUUUAAGGAAAUGUGUGGAUGAUGUGUUUCACAAACUUGUGCAGGAGAUCCGACGAAAAGAACUUGAUGCUUGGGAACUUGAAAACAAAUCAACGCAUAAACCAAAAGGUUUUCGUCGUCUGGGCUCGGUAUUUGGUCGUCUUAAUGUGUUCAAAAAGGGGUCACGGUCACCUAACACCUGAGGAUUCAUUUAUCCAGGAUUGUCUCCGUCCUCCCUCCUCAGCAGAAAUGUUGGCCGUUCACACACAUGAAGCCUAGAACAGCAAUGCAAACAGAUUGGGCUCCAUAAUGCUUUACUAUUUUGUUUGGUAUAUUUGUGUGUGCGUCAUUUGAGUACAGUAAGUGUGCUAGUGAGAUAUGUGUGAAAUCCUAGUCAGACUCCAAAAAGACUGAAGCUUUGACAAACAUCAAAUUAAAGAAAAUUCAUUUUUGGAAAACACUCCAAAGAAUGCUUCAAAAGUUAACAUAUAAAAGAAUAUUCAUAUGUGAUUUGUUUCUUUGCACUGAUAAUGUUAUCUUGUAUUAAACUUAAGGAACGUUCCGAGGUUGAGAAUGUUUGUAAAACUGAAACUUUUGAAUUGAACCCAGAGUUAUUUAGGUAUCACAAGCUGAUAUUAAGGUGUGUUAAUUAUGUUGGUGUCUGUAGUAGGUUUUACUUUUACAGCAAUUUUGAUUUUUUACACUAAGAAGACAUUAUUUAGACCUUAAAUAUGGAAAAAAGUAAAGAUGAAUAUGAAGAAAUAUAAUCAAAGUAUUUUGAAUAGACAGCAGGGUAGUAAGGACACCAUAUCAUUUUGUUGUGAUUGUUUUAUAUGUAGCGGAAAUAUAGUCAGAAUCAUUGUAGAAAAGGUUUCUAUAUGAAAUAGACAACUACAACAAAGUUUUGUUUCCAAUGUGAUCGUUUCUUGUUGCUGAUGUCAUAGUCUUAAAGUAUGUAUGAUAUAAACGUAUCCAAGUUGAUUGUUAAUGGUCGAACAAAAAGCAUUGGUGUGUAAUUUUGUGUCCUUACUUGUUUGUUUAAACUAUUUGGUCACUUUACCUUAUAAAUGUACAAAACAGUCUUAACUACAUACAGAAAUAUUUUUUUCUGAUUUGUGUUUUCUUAUAAAACUCUACAGUUGAAUUAGGCAAAAGCAACCUAAAGAAGUUACUUCCAUUCAUAAAUUUGUAAUUCUUGAUUUUUUUUUUUUUUUUGUGUAUUUAAAAUUUCGCAAUAAGUGUUACUUCCUCUGUGGACAUGUCCCAAAUUUCAUACAUUGAAUGCCAAAUUUUAGUAGCUUGCUUGACUGAAGGGCAAGUGGUACGACUUUCGUCUGUUUGACUUCCCACUAUAUUCCAUUGAUCAUCCUCAGAAUCAACAAAGGGCUGGGAUUAUUGUAGCAUGUUGGGAUAAAGAGUUACAGCAUUUGUCAAGAUAAAUUAUCUUGACCCUUGUUUCAAGGAUACAGAGGUCAAGUAUGAUAAAAUCUCCAAACACAUACUUUCUCCUGAAUAGGCAAGAAAGUCAUAAAUAUAAUAUAGUAUUUAUGCUUAAGUAAGCCCCUGGUGUAAAAUGAUGGUAUUCAAGUUUCGGUAGGACUUUUUUCGUAAACUUUGCUUACCCAGAUACUUUUUUUGUAAAAUUGAUUAUUUUACAAACAUUAACAAGGGUGCAUAUUUGUGAGCACGGGCUAACUUGCUGAUAAAAAUAGCAUUUCACCAGUAACAAACUGAAAAGAAAGGUAUUCAGUUUCAGAUGGACAUGAAAGAUGCCAGAUCAAAUUUUGCCUUUUGUUCAUUCUCCCUUUCCCUUUUCUCAAAGUUCUGAAAUGUUUAAUACACCUACUGAUAAGUACAUGUAACCGAUUCUGAUACAUCUAGUGAUUUAGCAUUCAGAUCUCUUUGGGUUAUGACAUAUGUGAUGCUUCAGUAGCCUUUAAAACUAAACACCUUCAUUGAUAUUAAUGUGAAGGGUUACAUUCAUUCAUUUUAAGAUUUUAAUUGAACAGGCAUUUUCUCAAUACUCUCUGUAAGCUUAAUUGAUAAAUUCCAAUAUGGCAGUUCAGCUGUUCAGAUAAUUUGGUAAAACCAGUAAUAUUUUCUGGAAAAAUGUAAGAAUUGAGUGACUGGAGUUAAAUUGCUGGUGAACAAUAUUCUGUUCAAUAUUUUUUUAUUUUUUUCAUCAUUCCUUCACACUUUUUGAAAAAUUUUGUUGAUGUUUGGAUUUUUAUUUGGUGUGUUUCAUACUUGUGAAAAUGUUUGUGAUGUAGAGUUAUGUUCACAUUAACGAUGCCAAAGUAUGUUUGUCAUUGUGUUUGUUUUACACACCAAGUAAACCAAAAGAAAUAUAAUGUCCAUUCUUACAGACCUUCUCAAGCUUAGACGCCCAUUAGAACACAAUCUCAGCAUGAGAAGGGCACAAACUUGAUUUGUUAAGUGGUGGGUAGGUUAUUGUAAAGUGCUUCAGUAUUCACAACAGUGCUAGUCCAUCCAUUUCUUAUGAGUCUUUGAAAGACUUUUAGCACAUCAUUUGCUUUUAAAGAUAUAUUUUUUAAUGUCUAGAGAAAUAGCUUUAUAGUUUUACAUGUUUUAUAAUUAGCUUUAGCUUUAAUCAUGCACUGUCAGAAAUGUGGAGAUGUUGGAAUGCUGACCUUGUGAAACCAUAGACUACAAAGUCCAUGGUGAAACGUAUCUAAUGGUGGAAAAGUUUCUACAUAGCUUUCUUUUGUUUACUUAAUGUUAUUAUGGGAAUCAGUUUUUAAUUACUGGUGUUGCAUGAAGAUUUGAAUCUGGUUUGAUCUUUUGUCAGAUUAAGUUUUUAUUAUGGAUAUUGUGAAUUACAAUUUAUUCCAAAAUAAUUCCAAAUUGGUAGAAACUGAGGUUACACAAACUCAUGGAUGUUGUUUAUGGUAUUUAUUUCUCUCUCAUUUAGCUUAAGUGAGUUUAAAGCUUGUGUUUUUUGUAACUUCUGAAAAAUAAACUGACAAAAUUGAAUUUAAUACUAUGAACAGCAAGCAUGACUUUGUGUGACCAGCUUCUACCACAAGAAAAAAAAUUCUACACUAAGAAUCUAUUGACUUUGUUUACUAGCUUUGGUUGCAGUGCAAUAGAAUGACCAGAAGUAAAACGCCGAUAAUUUAUUUCCAAAAAUCACAAAUCCAGAACUUUUUAAUUCAUUACAGCUUAUAACAAGAAAUUAACAAAUUAGUAUUUUUAAGUCCAUCUGUUAUACAGUAAAUGUAUAAAAAUUAGAUGAUGAAAAGAACAGUAUAAACUUGUUUUAUUCUGAGCUUGAAUUUCUGUGAGGGCAUGAAGUGCAAUUUCGAACAAAAUUCAUCCUGUCAGCCAAUAGGAACAUGUAAAAUUGUGAAACCACACGUUGUAUAACAUAUAUGUUUAUUUAAUUCACAAAAGUUAGAAUUAUUAUUUGAUGCCUUGAUAGUUGAAUAACAUCAACCUAUUGUGGUAGAAAUAAAUAUCAACACCAUAUCUUUUUUCUUAAUAAAAAAAAAUUUAAAAACUUAAGUUUAAUUAUUGCUUUAUAACAGGCAUAUUAUAAGGAUAUAAAGAGAAUAAGUAUAUUUUUAGCAUGAUUACAAAGAUUCCAUUUUGUCAUCUUCAUAGACUGAUUGAAGGGAGAUAACUUCAGCUAUUUCAUUACAUAUCUUAACUGUUACAUUGUUUUCUGAGAUGUAAGGAGUUUAUCUGGUACCUAUAGCUAUAUCACAAACUUGUUAGUUCUAAAACACCUAAAUACAGAAUGAUAAGAAUUGAGGCAUUACCUUUAUCCAACAUACUCUCUGUGCAGAAGAACUGUUGAUUAGCUUUCGACCUACAUGUGGAUUUCUUGGGCAUAUUUAAGUUAUUUUUGAGAAUUUGCCUUAAUGGCUUUCAAGCUAUUUUCUUUAUGGAUUGUUUUUUGUUAAUGAGAUAUUUUGUUUGUUUGUUUUUAACAUCAAAAGGCUGGUUUGUGGUAAAACUCUUUGUUGAAUUUGAGAUGGAGAUAUUUUUCAUGGAUGAAACUAAACUAAGUUUUAAUAAUCAAAUUUUUGAACAUUUAAGUUGUACAUAUUUGCAAUACUGCUUUUAAGUGUUAAAAAUACAUGCUUUGUAUAUUCAGUGUGGAAAUGUGCAUUCAUUCAGAUAUUUAAAAACAUGUUUGAAAAGAAGCAGCAUCAUGUACACAGGUUUAUAUUGGCUACAUGUGUAUAUAUAGGUACACAAUAUUUAUUUUUUGUGUGUUAACUCUACUGGAACUAUCGCAACAUUUAUUUGUAUUUAACAUUAGCCAUUUUCAAAUUCAACAGGUUACACUUCUCAUAGAAAUAUUUUCUUUGCAACCUUAGAAUAUGUCCUAACAUGUCGCCCUUAUAAAAAGUCAAAAUUUAAAUUUCUUUUAUUAGAGAUAUGCUGGAUCCUUCAAUCAAUUUGUAGACUUAGCAUCCCAAAUAUAACUGUACAGCCUUUAUGUCUGUUGGGACUUAUUCCUAGGGUGAAGAAAUGUUAUUGAUGUUAAGAAUGAAUCUAGUUGAUUUGAAGAUGUACAUCUUUUCCCUGCAAGUAGCUUCGGGUGAGCUUGCAAUUUGAGAUUGUUCAAGCUUACUCGGGAGAGCAUUUCAUGUGGUGGGGAUAGAGCACUUUCAGAAAACUUUUAGGUUCCUGUGCUUCAGUGCUUUGAUGUUUUGUUUUGCCGUUGAAGUUGUUAACUGGUGUUGUGCCAGGAUGAUUAGAAUUUGGAUUCUGAAGUAUAUUAUUAUUUUCUGUUUUCUGUGCAAUAAUCCAUUUCUAUCAUUCAUUUAUUUAUAGACUACAUUUAAGUUAUUAUGAAAUAAAAAUAGAAAAUCUUUUAAA